CGAACCUGACCCGAAACAAGAGAUGUAGCCUCAUCUUCUAUUUGGAACCAGCGGUGUCUCCUUGGAAUCAGGUGAUCUCCUGGAUGUGCCAAACGAUGGCGAUAUCGCUAUCACCAUUGCUUCCGUUACUGAAUCUCCAUCCAGGAACUCGACCCUUCUUUCUUUCUUCUUUGAAACUCCAUCAUUCCACCGCAAUCUCGGCUGCCCACUUCCGGGGAUACACUCUCUCGCUCCCUACUGAGCAUAACCGCUGGCGUUCAUGGAGAGGCAGGCGAGGUUUGAGGCUCAGCGCCCUUCCUGAUGGAGAUGUGCCUGCAGAAAGUGCAAUUCAGGAAGCCCAACAAGUUAUUUCGGGGAACAACGAUGUUGGGUCUUCGAUAGUAGCCUUUCUUCUUGGUGCAGCGUUUAUUGGUCUCACAAUCCUUACAAUUGGGGUCAUAUACAUAGGUGUGACGGAUUUCUUGCAAAAGAGGGAGAAGGAGAAGUUCGAGAAGGAAGAAGCGACCAAGAAGAAGAAGGGUGGGAAGAAGCGGGUAGUGCGAGCUAAGACGGGACCAAGGGGUUUCGGACAGAAAUUGGAAGAGGAAGGUGAUGAUGAUAUCUGAAGUAACGCGGAAGAAACUUAUCACAGUAAUCGAGGCAUAAGCUGCAUUAGUGGAAUCAAAACAAUAGAUCUUUGAAAAUUUUCCAUGUUAAAGAAAGUGCCUUCCUGGAUCGUGCAGCCAGAAGUCUUUGAGUAGAAUUUUUGGUCUAUUCUCUGUUCUUUUCUAGGUUCGAAGUUCUUCUCCUUCUCGUAUCCUCAGGGAUGGUCUGUUGCAUUCCCAAAACAGCAUUCUGUGUAACUUUGCAAAUGUAAUUUCUGUUCUAAUGAUUACUUUCAGUUCAAGUCAUUCAUCUUUCA
This is a messenger RNA of Nymphaea colorata (pocket water lily), 901 nucleotides long. RefSeq lists its product as uncharacterized. The record is from RefSeq and is a predicted model, not a curated record. The transcript has 3 exons. Bases 84 to 605 code for a protein of 173 amino acids. NCBI's taxonomy places the organism in Eukaryota, Viridiplantae, Streptophyta, Magnoliopsida, Nymphaeales, Nymphaeaceae.